AUGGCACCGCAAAGCUCGCCCGCAAAGGGCGCCCGGCCUGUUGCGCGGCGAAAGAGGGUUCUCCCAGGCAUCACCCGCGAGGAUUCCGACGACGAGCUGGGCAGCGAGGACCUGCCCUGGGAGUGGAUCUACAAUGACGAGACCCCCGACAGAGCAAACGACGACGGGCAGAGCGACCGCAAGAGGAGAAAGGUGGCCGGCACCAAGAUUGUCGGGGCACGAAUGGGCACAACUUUCCAGUGCCGCAUCGGCGAUGCCGUCCUGCUCAAGGCCGAGGGAUCCAACGAGGCUUGGGUGGCCAUCAUCUGCGAGUUCGUCCAAGACGACGGCCAAGGCGAAAAAGCCGCCAACUUCAUGUGGUUCUCCACCGAAAAGGAGAUACGCAACAAGGAGAGGAAGCGAACCGACUUUUACUGGAAUGAGCUGUACAUUUCACCUUCUUGGGAUACCAACCCCCUGGCCUCAAUCAACGGCAAGGCGAGAGUCAUGUCCCUGGACAGAUUCCUAGCCGACCAUCCAUCCGGAAAGAUCCCUCGCAGCUCCAAGGAUUACGGCAAAACUUUUAUUUGUCGUCGCGGGUGCAACACAAGGACCGCGGCCUACACUGACGAGUUUGUCUGGGAAGACGUGUAUAGCGGUGCCAAAGACUUGUUUGACCUGAUCGAUUUCGUCGAGAAGGGCACAAAGCCCGUCCGCAGUCGGCGGAAAGUUCGCGAGCCAUCUCCUCCCCAGGAUACAGCCUACCGGCCUCCUCCUCAGACUCCCACCAAAACGUCCAUAUCAGUCGCCACCACACCUCAGUCGAGACGUGCUCUCGCGGAACCCAGCUCACGCUCACAGAAGAGGGGACCCGGAAAAAGGCUCGAGUUCACGCCUCUAGCAACCCGCAAGCUGUCUCCAGGAGCUGUGGAAGCGUCGCCAUUUCAAAUCGCUCGGUCUCGUCUUCACGUGUCGUCGGUGCCGACCAGCCUUCCUUGCAGGGAAGGCGAGUUCUCCCUGGUGUACUCACACUUGGAAGCUGCCAUCUCGGAAGGCACGGGAAACUGCAUCUACAUCUCGGGGACUCCGGGCACGGGAAAGACUGCCACUGUCCGCGAAGUCAUUGCUCGGCUCGAGGAGUCUGUGCGUGCGGAUGAGCUCGACGACUUCAUCUUUGUCGAGAUAAACGGCAUGAAGAUCACGGACCCCCACCAAUCAUACGCUCUGCUGUGGGAAGCCCUGAGGGGGGAACGAGCAAGUCCUUCGCAAUCGCUGGAUCUUCUCGAGAGAGAAUUCAAGAAUCCGAGCCCCAGACGCGUCCCGUGCGUUGUGCUGAUGGAUGAAUUGGAUCAGCUCGUCACCAAGAACCAGGCCGUCAUGUACAACUUUUUCAACUGGCCGACGUUGCGACACAGCCGGCUUAUUGUGCUGGCUGUAGCGAACACGAUGGAUCUUCCCGAGCGAACGCUCAGCAACAAAAUCAGCAGUCGUCUGGGCCUUACUCGCAUCACCUUCCCAGGUUAUACCCAUGAACAGCUCAUGAAAAUCAUACAGUCCCGACUAGAAGGGGUUCCCGGCAACAUAGUAGACGCAGAUGCCAUCCAGUUUGCCAGCAGAAAGGUAGCGGCCGUAAGCGGAGACGCGCGAAGAGCCCUCGAUAUCUGUCGACGAGCCGUGGAGAUGGCGGAGGGCGACGUGCAAGGAGACCCGGCAACACCCAGCAAAAACGGCAAGCAAGAGUCGUCGCGGCGAGGAAGAGUCACCAUUGCCACCAUCAAGAAGGCCAUCAACGAAGCAACGACGAAUCCGGUGCAGCAACAUCUGCGAGGACUGCCGCUACUGCCCAAGCUUCUCGUGGCGGCCUUGCUGCUGAGGAUCAGAAGGACGGGCCUGGUCGAGACUACUUUUGGCGAGACGCUCAACGAGCUGCAACGAGCGACAGCCCAUGCCGCGCCACCGCUGCCAGGCAUGGCCCAGAUCCUGCAUAGCGGCCUCCAGGGAACACCGGGAGCAACCCAACGCCACGCGGGGAGGCCAAGUGCCGUCCACACGGCUGCCAUGGACCUGGUGGCGGCUGGGUUGGUGAACCUGGAGGCCCAUCGCGCCGAGAGGUCCAGCAAGAUGCGCCUGGCCAUUGCUGACGACGAGGUCAAGAUGGCACUUUGGGACGAUGGAGACUUGCGAGCCAUGGGCAUCGGUGUGUAA
This is a messenger RNA of Ustilaginoidea virens, 2184 nucleotides long. RefSeq lists its product as uncharacterized. Lineage: Eukaryota; Fungi; Ascomycota; Sordariomycetes; Hypocreales; Clavicipitaceae. Gene Ontology annotation, biological process: mitotic DNA replication checkpoint signaling; DNA replication initiation. Gene Ontology annotation, molecular function: ATP hydrolysis activity; DNA replication origin binding; ATP binding. The record is from RefSeq and is a predicted model, not a curated record. Gene Ontology annotation, cellular component: nuclear origin of replication recognition complex. The transcript has 4 exons. Bases 1 to 2184 code for a protein of 727 amino acids.